Molecule: messenger RNA, 820 nt
Organism: Candidula unifasciata
Lineage: Eukaryota; Metazoa; Mollusca; Gastropoda; Stylommatophora; Geomitridae
Source: the annotation of a GenBank genome assembly
UGUGGAUAAGGAAUGGAAUCGGGCCUUCGUUGAUCUGACGCCAGAUGACCUUGCUCUGCGUAAAGUGCUGAACUUUGCCGAUCUCACAGUUUGUUUGGACAAAACCAACUCAAGUGGUCAUAUUGAGAGCUACCAGGAGCCCGUGGCAUAUCGAUGUGCUGUCACCUGCCGGAUGUACAUGGAGUAUGAGUCGACAGUUGCCAAGUUUCCUAGGGUUACAAGAUUCAAUCUGUAUUGUGACACGCUGAACCUCUCUCUAACGGACACUCAGCUUCCGAUGUUGGUUCGUCUCAUUGAACUCUGCAUUGCCUUGUACUAUGGCACAUUAGAUCUACCUACAUCGCCUUUGGAGAAUGAAGCAGUGGAGGAGCCCUCUAAGAGCUCCUCUGAGGCUGUAGAAGACACAUCAGAGAUAGAUGUAGAUCCCGAGAUGGACGCUGCAUUGGAUCAAGGUUGGGUGUCAUGGGCAUGGUCUUAUGUGCCCCAGAUCCUACCAGAAGAGGAGGAGCUAGAUGCUGAGAGACAGCUGUCAGAGCUAGAAAGGAGAGGGAGACCUGCAGCUCAUGUCCUGUCUCUGGGGUUUUAUAUCCAUCAGGGCACAAUUGUCUUUAAGCUGUCAGAGAAAUCCAGAGAAAGCACUGAGUUGCCUCACAGAAAGAUACACUUUCAUCCCUUCCUGAAGCUGAGCUGUGAGGGCCUGGGGAUUGAGGUGCUCCUGCAGGGUGUCACCUUCUGUGAUAUACAGUGUGGCUUCACUGCCUUCCGGCUGUCCACAUGUGGGAGCUGUAUCUGCGGGGUUCCUGAUGAGAAAGUGGCCAGG